GAUAUAACUGAAAGAUACAACCUGUAUCCCGCUCCCACACACGACACGCGUUGGGGUCUGGGCAAACAGCCUCCGGAGAUAAGAGCGCGUGACGCAGCCCCUGGAUCAUCAGGUUUCGGCGGCGUGUCGCUCGGUCCAUCAGUUCACGCAAAGAUCUCGUCCAGAAUGUCCACGCUGGAGAACGAGGUGACCUUCCGCAAACAGGCGGAGGUUAAUCAGAGUCUUGAGGCCCAAUUCGACAGCUCGUCCACGGACUUUAUUCUGAUCACCGAUCAUCGCACUUCGAAGAGCAAGAGCUUGGAACAGUUGGAGGCCUCCAAGGAGUCCGAAAAUGCCGAAUCCUGCUGCUCGCGAUACGCUCGGAAUAUCUUCCGGAUGAAGACCCUCAAGAGGCGACUGCCCUUCCUCACCUGGCUGCCGCACUAUAACACCAAAGACUGUAUCGGCGAUUUGAUUGCCGGAUUCACCGUGGGCCUGACCGUAAUUCCCCAGGGAUUGGCCUACUCGGGCGUGGUCGGUCUGCCGCCGGAGUAUGGGCUUUAUGGAGCUUUCAUGGGCUGCUUCGUCUAUGUCCUUUUGGGCACCUGCAAGGACAGCACGAUUGGCAGCACGGCGGUGGCCUCCCUCAUGACUUUUCAGUUCGCCCAAGGCUCCUGGCAGAGAUCCGUGCUCCUGACCUUCCUCACCGGCAUCAUUGAGGUUCUGAUGGCCAUUUUUAAGCUUGGAUGUCUAGUGGAGUUCGUAUCUGGACCAGUUAGUGCUGGAUUUACGAGUGCCGUGGCCCUGAUUGUGUCCACUUCCCAAAUGCGAUCUAUGUUGGGUGUUAAAAGCGAUGGUGGUUCCUUUUUGGCCACCUGGAUUAGCAUGUUCCGGGAUAUCGAAAAUGUGAGGGUUGCCGACACCUGUUUGGGAUUUGGAUGUGUUUUCCUGCUUCUAGCCAUGAGAAGUUUUGGCAAGUUAACUAUUGGUCCGAAAGAUGAGACAAGGAGGAGUGGAUUUCAGCGGGUUGUUAAUCAGGUGAUCAAAUUCGUAUCUACCUCGAGAAAUGCCUCCAUUGUGAUUGUGUUUACGGUGAUCACCAUGUACUUGGAUGCCAAUGGAACAAAUCCUUUUCGACUAACCGGAAAUAUACCCAAAGGUAUGCCUGCGCCCUCACUUCCUCCGUUCUCUAUUGAAGCCCAGCCGGGAAAUGAAACAGCGGGUAUUCCCCCGGUGCCAGGACAAAACUUCCUAGAAAUGGUGCAGAGUUUGGGGUAUGGCCUCCUGAUCGUUCCUUUGAUGGCCCUGCUGGAAACCAUGUCAGUUUGCAAGGCUUUCGCAAAGGGAAAACAGAUUGAUAUCACUCAAGAAAUGAUUGCUUGCGGUGUCGGCAACAUAGCCACCUCUAUUUUCUCCGGAUAUCGAUGCAAUGGUGGACUGGCCCGAUCGGCGGUGAAUAAUGCCAGUGGCUGCCGAACCAAUAUGUCAAAUCUAUACAUCGGAGUUAUUGUGGUACUGGCCCUGAAUUUCCUCACCGACUACUUUGCGUUUAUUCCCAAGGCGGUGCUGGCGGCGAUUAUUAUAUCGGCUGUGAUCUUCCAGGUCCAAUACCAGGUGGUAACCCCCAUGUGGCGCAGCAAACGUUCCGAUUUAGUCCCUGGAAUCCUGGCCUUUGUAACCUGUUUGGUGUUGCCCUUGGAAAUAGGAAUCAUGGUGGCAAUUGGAGUGAACCUACUCUUUAUCCUGUACUAUGCAGCCAGGCCAAAGGUGACCCUCGAACAAUUGGAGACCCAACAGGGCAUCCGAUUCGUAAAGAUCACACCCGAUAGAUGUCUGAUCUUCCCUUCAGUGGAAUUUGUGAGGAAUAUGGUACUCAAGCUGGGCAGCAAAUCCACUUUGCCAGUGGUCAUCGAUUGCACAUAUAUCUAUGCAGCGGAUUACACUGCCGCCAAAGUUAUAUCCUCCAUAGUGGACGACUUUCGUCGGCGUCAGCAGAAGAUUAUAUUCUUCAACUUAAAGCCCAGUGUAGUGAGCGUUUUUGAGGGAUUGAACACAAGGCUAGUGCUCUGUUACAACACCCAUGCCCUCAACCAGGAACUUCGACCCGAUGAACCGGACCUUUCGAGAUCUGUGGACUCCCUUGAUCAUGCCGAGUCCGGCAACGGAGCUGGUGAAUGCGUCAGCAUGGCCAGCACUCUUUCCCUGGCUAGAAGUUAGUCUCACUACGAACUAAAUAAAGUUAGCUAAGUUAUAUAUCA
Molecule: messenger RNA, 2237 nt
Organism: Drosophila rhopaloa
Lineage: Eukaryota; Metazoa; Arthropoda; Insecta; Diptera; Drosophilidae
Product: sodium-independent sulfate anion transporter
Exons: 3
Coding region: 166-2196 (676 amino acids)
Biological process (GO): transmembrane transport
Cellular component (GO): membrane
Molecular function (GO): sulfate transmembrane transporter activity
Source: RefSeq, a predicted model, not a curated record